UCUGCAAGUGAACUUGGCUUAAGAAGGCCAGCAGCUCCAGGUCCAGCCCCUAGAAGACAGAACAGCUCCAGGCUCUCCAUCCUCGGACUUUGCAAGGGGACAGUGGUGCCAGCUGGCUCGGGCAGGCUUCUGGCAGCAUGGCAGUAAAGCUUGGGGCCUUCCUGCUGGUGUUUGGGCUCAGUGUGGUGUGGCCAGGGCCAGCUGCUGCCCACCGGAAGCUCCUGGUGUUUCUCCUCGAUGGUUUUCGCUCAGACUACAUCAGUGAGGAGGUCCUGGCGUCCUUGCCCGGUUUCAGAGAGAUUGUGAACAGGGGAGUCAAAGUGGAUUACCUGACUCCGGACUUCCCCAGCCUCUCCUACCCCAAUUACUACACGCUAAUGACCGGCCGCCAUUGUGAGGUCCACCAGAUGAUCGGGAACCACAUGUGGGAUUCCAGAACCAACAAGUCCUUCGACAUCGGGGUCAACCAAGACAGCCUUUUGCCGCUCUGGUGGAAUGGGUCGGAACCGUUGUGGAUCACUCUGAUGAAGGCCAGGAGGAAGGUCUACAUGUAUUACUGGCCAGGCUGUGAAGUGGAGAUUCUUGGUGUCAGACCAACUUACUGCCUAGAAUAUAAAACCGUCCCAACAGAUAUCAAUUUUGCCGAUGCAAUCAGUGGUGCUCUUGACUCAUUAAAGAGUGGCCGAGCUGAUCUAGCAGCCAUAUACUAUGAGCGCAUUGAUGUGGAAGGUCACCACUAUGGCCCCUCAUCGCCUCAGCGAAAAGAUGCCCUCAGAGCUGUGGACAAUGUGUUUCAGCACAUGAUCAAGUGGAUCCAGGAACGUGGCCUGCAGGAUGACCUAAACGUCAUCAUUUUCUCAGACCAUGGCAUGACUGACAUCUUCUGGAUGGAUAAAGUGAUUGAGCUAAGCAAGUACGUCAGCCUGGAUGACCUGCAGCAGGUGAAGGACCGAGGGCCCGUUGUGAGCCUGUGGCCAGCCCCUGGAAAACACUCUGAGAUAUAUCACAAACUCAGCACAGUGGAACACAUGAGUGUGUACGAGAAAGAAGCGAUACCCAGCAGGUUCUACUACAAGAAAGGGAAAUUCGUGUCUCCUUUGACUUUGGUGGCCGACGAAGGGUGGUUCAUAACGGAGAAUCGAGAGGUGCUUCCGUUCUGGAUGAACAGCACUGGCAAGAAGGGAGGCUGGCAGCGUGGAUGGCAUGGAUACGACAAUGAACUCAUGGACAUGAGAGGCAUCUUCCUGGCCUUCGGACCUGAUUUCAAGUCCAACUUCAGAGCUGCUCCCAUCAGAUCGGUGGAUGUCUACAACAUCAUGUGCAAUGUAUCAGGCAUCACCCCACUGCCCAACAAUGGGUCCUGGUCCAGGGUGGUAUGCAUGCUGAAGGAUCAGACCAGCUCAGCUCCAUCCACCCCACUGAACCACUGUGCCCUGGUCUUGAUUCUCCUCUUAUAUUUUGCAUAACUGGUCAUAUCGCUCAUUCCAAAGCACUGUUGCAGUAAGGCCUGCCUCCAACAUGGGACAGUUUUCAUUUUCUUUACGAAUAAUAGCUUUAUUAACACAAUCAAGGCCAUUGAAGUUGUAAACAUAUUAUUCUUGGAUGAUUAUAUACAUAAAGUCCCUUCUUUUAAAAAAGAAACUUUUUAAACUCUGUUUUACCUAAAAGUUUGUUAUUUUGAUCUUUUCAUUCACUUCACUAUACACGUUUUCUCCUUAGCACAUCCUUACUGAAGACCAACAGUGUGAGCAGUGGUCUGUCCCAGUAACAGCCAGUCAUCAAAUGGAUAUCCUGUAGUCUUCCUGGGUCCCUUUCAUCCUGCCUUGCCCUAUCAAUCAGGCCCUCUGUGUCCUGUUCACAUUCAAGUGCUCAUACUUGGGAUCUGCAGCCAUAAUUCUGCACUGUCUUUUCUAUUCCGGAAAGAGGAGGUCUAGUCACAGGAAAGCAACACAGGCUGUCUGUUUCCACCCCGGUGCAUGGCGUUUUUAAGAACACAGUCUCAGAAAGCAAGCAGGCCAGUAGAGAUCACCAACCAACCAAUUCAAGUAUCAAAAAACAACUAAACUCACAGAACUGGCGGAAGCCAUGAUUUCCUCUCUCAAAGUCUGAGAAGACAAAUGGCUUCUCAAUUUCAUUGAGUGCUUACAUUGUAGGGUCCGUGAGGCUUACUACACAAUCUCUCAUAGUCUAAAGCCUUGUGAACCACAGGCCCUGAACAUUGAUGUGUACUGAUCAUCUGCCUACCUGGUUCAUCUGCCUAUGACCUCUUCCUUCCUCCAGACACUGCCGCUCUUUCGCUCUUGAGUCAGGGUGCAGGGCAGGUAAAUACCUGAUAUUGUCAGUAUAGGCUUAGAAAGGAAGAGAUGAGCCGGGCGGUGGCGGCGCACGCCUUUAAUCCCAGCACUCGGGAGGCAGAGCCAGGCGGAUCUCUGUGAGUUCGAGGCCAGCCUGGUCUCCAGAGCAAGUUCCAGGAAAGGCGCAAAGCUACACAGAGAAACCCUGUCUCAAAAAAAAAAAAAAAAAAAAAGGAAGAGAUGUCUCAGCAAUAAUAAUACGAACAUUAGAAAUCUUAACUCAUUGCUAGGAAUGGUGAUAUAUCAAACGCAAGUUUUGUAUUUCAGGAGUCCAGAAGAGGACUAUAAAAAGAGUUGAUUGUAUUUUUAAACAAUUAGAGGCACGUGCAUGUGCACAUGCGUGUACACACACACACACACACACACACACACACACACACAUACACACACAUCUCUACAUAUGAUGGUUAGACUUAGGUUUUUUUAUACUUUUUUAUGGUGAGGAAGCAAGACACAUUCAAUAGAGUGCAAUCUGAUUUUUGAACUUGAACAUUUUCUCAGCUUAGUAUUAUGCAACGUGACACUGUCUCACGAGGCUGGCCAGAAGCAGCAACAAGCCACAGCUCCCAACCAGCCACAUGAUCCUGGGUGUAAACACAUAAUAUCCUAGAGCAUCGCGUGCGGCUAAACAAUGAGGUUUUAUAGGAUGCUGCAUUAAAUUCAUUUUGACUGAAUAAUAUUUCCAAUUUAUGACGGGUGUAUUGGGAUGUGACCCCAUCAUAAGUUGAGGAGCUUAUGAAUCUUGUUGCUUUGCAUUCGAAAUGAGUUGGCACUAAAUGAGUCACUAACAGUGACACUGUGUUGGGAAAAGAUAAAACAUCAGCUCUCAGGAGGAGGAAGCUUUUAUUUGGUGCUUGCCUGGACAGAAACAGCUCUCCACAGCACCCGGGUUUGGUAAAGAUGGGCUUGCCUUGAGUCAAGAGAGCAAAAGAUCACUGCUUAAAAAUGUUGAGUUUAGUCUCACAAAAGAUUUCUAAGGAUUUAUGUAAUGUGUUUUUAAAAGCUCCAACAAACCAUGGAAUCAACUGGAAAGGAGGCGAAUCAGCCUUUGUUGUGUGGUUGAAAGCAAAUUAGUACUUUCAGAGCACUGCUACGAGCUGUGGACACAGAUAUCCAUUGUUCAGAGUUUUCUUUUCCCCUCAAGAAUGGUGUUUUGUUGAAUUCCAGGAAGCUGGCUUGACUUCCUCUUCAGAAGGAUUUCUGAGAGACAUUCAAGUGAUGAAAUUAAAAGUGAAUUAUUAAAAUCAAGAGGGGAUAAUAAGAUUUCACACACUAUUGCAUUUUUCUUUCUUGGUCUGUUCUGUUCUCUCCACUCACCCUUAAAAACCCUUUAAGUUGUAUAACAGCAGUUCAGAUCUCUGUCUGAUAAAGUAUAAUUUCUCAAUAAGUAAUGUUGAAUAAAUGAAUGAGAUACCAAAGGAAUCUUGAGUAGAGGUCAAUAAUAAAAUUGAGGGAAAACAUCUUUAGUCUAAAACUAACGCAUACAUUCUGAUGACAUAAUUAGUUGGCUGAAAUUCCCUUCCUUUUAGUUUUACUUUAAAGUCUAAUUAUUUUCCCCAGUUAAAAAUCUACCCCCCCCCCACUAUUAACCCUGCUUAGCCUCUGAUGAGAUACAGUAUGUUCAUGGUGCUAUGGCUCUACCCUUCACUUUCUCUAAAUGUCAUGUGUUCUAUAAAGUAAGAUGUACUGGGAAUAUGCACACACACACAUCCUUCCUCCUGAAGUUUUCUGAGACUUUACUGCUAACCCCAGGAGUGGGAUAACUGAGUGGACCUACCACAGAGAAAUGAAAGGGAUGUUCUUUAAAUUAAAGAGGAGACUAAGGGAUACUUUCUCUGCCCAUGUGCCUCAACUCCAGAAUCCAAUUUAAUUAAGUUCUAAAGACCUAACCAUAAACUACAAUAGGUCCAGGGAAUUCUUGCAAGCCUAGAAGAGUCUUAAAUUAUAAAGGCCCAAUUCUCUUCACUUUUUGGGAAUCCAUAUCAGAUCUGAGUUCAGCCACAGAUAGUACCUCGCAAACCCUUCCAGAGUAAGAGGGAUAGGGCCCCAGACAACACUUGUAAGUCAUAAUAAUGAAAGUCUGGGCUUGCUCCAAGGAGACAUGGGUUUUGACUCAAUCCCGGGAUAUCUGAAUCCCCGGAGAACUAUUUCAUAAUUAGGCAGUUUCUCCGGGGAUCAUCAGCUGACAUUGGCCACUGACCAACCCCAUUUGGGUCAGGCUUCUAUCCCUCCAAAACCAAAGUGGGAGGCAGGGUCUGAAAACUCUUGGGGAGGAAGAAACUUGUGGAGGAAAGAGCAAUAGCAAAGUCAGCUUCUGCACGCCCUGCCUUGUGGUUCUAAGAAUCCCAACGGUGCUAUCAAACCAACUUGGACGUUGUUCAAGAUGCACAGCUCUUUUGUGGAAUUUUCUAACUGUUUCGAGUUUGUGUAAAUGUCAAGAGAUUUCCAAGUGUGAUUUGUAUUUUACCUUUUAAAGCAACUUGUGAUGGACCAAAGUCAGCUACUACAAAUUUUUUGCUACAGAAAAGGAAGGCAUCAUCAAUGCCCACUGGUUAUUAAACAUUUAAAACUUGGUCUCAAGUUUACACUAAGGAGAAUAUGUGUUGCUCAGAAAUCAUAAAAUAGCACCUAGUACAGUGCUUUAAAUGUUUAUAUUUUGAAUGGAAAAAAAAGAAUAAAUGUCAACAGGGAGACUUAAA
Messenger RNA from Peromyscus maniculatus bairdii (prairie deer mouse), 5053 nucleotides. It is a transcript of the gene Enpp6, whose product is annotated as ectonucleotide pyrophosphatase/phosphodiesterase 6. Lineage: Eukaryota; Metazoa; Chordata; Mammalia; Rodentia; Cricetidae. Gene Ontology annotation, biological process: choline metabolic process; lipid metabolic process. Gene Ontology annotation, molecular function: glycerophosphodiester phosphodiesterase activity. The record is from RefSeq and is a predicted model, not a curated record. Gene Ontology annotation, cellular component: plasma membrane.